Cottoperca gobio is the source of this 3041-nucleotide messenger RNA. RefSeq names its product multidrug and toxin extrusion protein 1-like. Gene Ontology annotation, molecular function: xenobiotic transmembrane transporter activity; antiporter activity. Lineage: Eukaryota; Metazoa; Chordata; Actinopteri; Perciformes; Bovichtidae. The record is from RefSeq and is a predicted model, not a curated record. Gene Ontology annotation, cellular component: membrane. The transcript is spliced from 17 exons. Gene Ontology annotation, biological process: xenobiotic detoxification by transmembrane export across the plasma membrane. The coding region runs from base 209 to 2149 and encodes 646 amino acids.
UCCUCUCAACUUUAUUCAUACCGUCUUCUCCCUCCUCCUCCAAACAGUAUUCAAUCUAUAACUUUGAAGUGCAUUUGUUGUAUUUCUAAACCCAGAUAGACCGACUGCGCCACUCCUUGCUCUCACUUUCCCGACUCCCUCCCACUCUCACUUGCCUCUUAGCUGUUGUCCCAACUCUCUCCCUAUUCUCUUCUUUUUCUGUAUUUCAAUGGAGAAGCUGAGUCCCCUGGAACCUGGACACCCUUUACCGGGUGCAGGGACCGUUGCCGGGGUUUCUGUUACCACAGCAGGGGCUGAGGGAGACGAAGUAGCAAUCAGCUCCAAACUGUUUCGGUGUGCGUGGUUUAGACGUUUGGUACCGCUCGCCUACAGAGAAGAACUUUACCAAGUCUUACGGCUCACAGGCCCACUGCUGCUGUCUCGGAUUCUGAACUUCCUCCUGCCGUUUGUUAUUACUAUAUUCUGUGGUCACAUUGGCAAUGCAGAACUGGCGGGAUACGCACUGGCCUCAGCGACUAUUAACAUCACCACGACUGCUACAGGCUUUGGCCUUGCCCUGGCUUGUGACACACUCAUUUCUCAGACAUUUGGCAGUAAGAACAUGAAACGUGUGGGAGUAAUUCUCCAAAGAAGUUCAUUGAUCCUACUGCUGUUUUGUUUGCCCUGUUGGGGUCUUCUCAUCAAUUCUUACAACUUGCUGCUCAUCUUGUACCAAGAGGAUCGGGUGGCGAGAAUUGCCCAGCUCUACAUAAUGGCAUUUCUUCCAGCUGUUCCAGCCAUGUUCCUGCACCAGCUGCAAGUUUCCUACCUACAAAACCAAGGGAUUAUUCUGCCUCAGUUGUACACAGCAGCAGCAGCAAACAUUUUUAACUUGGGGGCCAACUACGUCUUGAUCUUCAACCUCGAGUUGGGUGUCAUUGGAUCAGCAAUUGCCAACAGCCUCUCUCAGAUCAUCAUCUGCCUGCUGUUGUUUGGAUACAUCAGAUGGAAGAAGCUACAUAAGCAGACAUGGGGAGGCUGGUCCACUGACUGUCUGCAGGAGUGGGGCUCCUAUAUGAAUCUGGCUAUCCCCAGUUUAUUCAUGGUCUGCUUUGAAUGGUGGAUCUGGGACAUUGGCGGUAUACUUGCUGGUAUACUUGGAGAGGUGGAUCUCGCUGCCCAGCACGUGUUGAUGGAGAUAGGAGCGAUAACAUAUAUGUUCCCUCUAGGUAUCCAUGCAGCUUCCUGUGUGCGUGUUGGGAAUGCUCUGGGGGCCGGGAACACUACCAGGGCCUUAUUGACCUGCAAAGUGGCCCUGGUGCUGUCAGGUACGCUUGCUGUGUGCCAGGGUAUCAUCAUCGCUGGCUCUAAGUCCGUCAUUGGCUACAUAUUUACCUCUGAUGAAAACAUUGUAAAGAUGGUCUCAGAGAACCUCACAAUCUACACAUUUACACAAUUCUUUGAUGCACUUCUGUGUGUCUGCUCAGGGGUUCUUGUUGGAGCUGGGAUGCAGAAAAUUGCCGCCUUGUCCAACCUGGUGUGUUACUACUGCAUCGGUCUGCCUGUGGGAAUAGCUCUGAUGUUUACUGCCAAGCUAAGAGUAUUAGGCUUGUGGAUCGGUAUCUUUGUCUGUAUUUUCUUUGAGACGGGUUUCUUCCUCUUUCUAAUCUUCAAACUCAACUGGAAGAAAGUCACACACAAGGCUCAACUGCGAGCUGGACAGAAAGUGGUGAUGAUACCAAUGCGUCCUGUUAGUACUCUGCUAAAUGAAGCGAUGGUGCCUGGCGUCUCUGACUGCCCUAAUGCAGCCUGGUUGGAUGGUGAAGUAGAUGGCUACAUUCCGGUCAACACCCAGAAUCAGGAGCUGAAAGCGGCUCAUGAGGCUGAGGCCAACAACACACAAACAGGAGGAGCUGAGAAGAAUGCUGAGCACAGCAAAAAGACUUCAAAUACCAAAACUCAAGCGCUGCUUUCUGUCUCUGAGCUGAUCUUGCGCCGGGGACUCAUCUUCUUGGUUUCAUUAAUUUUUUUGGCCAUAGGUGUUGCUGUCCACAUUGCUUUCCCUGUACUGGAGCCCUCCGCCCAGAGCAGGGACAACUUCACCUUGAACUGGGCUAAUGACUCCACUCUAAUACCGCUGGCUCCACUGAACCUGACAUUGAACCUCUGAGCUAUCUUUGACAUCUGAAUGUAGACAUCUAGUGGCUGAACACAGUUCUCAUAAACUGACAAUUUAGAUCUCCCACAGAGAAAAGCCUUGCAUUCAUGAUCUACUUGUAUACCUGGAUUGUUAUUUUGUUAAACUACAGCAUGACUUAGUACGACUGGAUUUGUCUUGUAUUGAGAAAAAUACGUCUCAGUGCUGCACUGCUGAGCUGUAGAAAGCUGGAAGCAGUAUCAAUGAGACUGGCAGGAUGAACAAAGGUCUUGUUACAAAUAUCACCUUUUUAACCUGCUCAGCCUGAGAUGUUCAACUGGAAAGACAAGACACAUUAUAAAUCCCUCACUAAGAGACCACGUGGGAAUCAAGUAACAGAUGUUCUUCCACAGAUAGCUUUUCAUUUAGCCACUUAUUCUUGUCUUGAUUUACAUUUUGUCUUUUGUCUUACUGACCUUAAAUCAAUUUAUCGUGUUUUUACCUGUAAGUGUAAGAUUGACUGUAAAUAUCUGAUGUAAAGUUUACAUGUUCACAUAUAUGUAAUAUGCACAGACUGUACAUUACUGCAUUGUCUGACUGUAUCACUGCCACUCAACCCUGGUAAUCUCCAGAACAGAGGUGAUUGAUAAAUAAUAAGAUAGCUAUUUUUUAAAACUAAAUAUCUAUGACCAAUAAUAUAAUGUACUGCCAUGUGAUGGCAACCUAAUCAAUGACUUUUAAAGUGUAUAACAAUGAAACUAACUACAGGGAAGCCAAAAUAUAUUAUUUCCCCAAGACAUUUGUGUACUAUUUUGAACUGCAGACUACAGACUGAACUCAUCUUCUAGGGUUUUUAAAAAAGAAAUGUAGUUGAAAGGAAGAAAUACAAACUAUGUUGCCAAAGAUUAAAAAAUUAAACCACCAA